This is a messenger RNA of Ceratina calcarata, 1445 nucleotides long. Its product is annotated as 5,10-methylenetetrahydrofolate reductase. Bases 11 to 1144 code for a protein of 377 amino acids. Gene Ontology annotation, molecular function: FAD binding; methylenetetrahydrofolate reductase [NAD(P)H] activity. The record is from RefSeq and is a predicted model, not a curated record. The transcript has 5 exons. Lineage: Eukaryota; Metazoa; Arthropoda; Insecta; Hymenoptera; Apidae. Gene Ontology annotation, biological process: tetrahydrofolate interconversion. Gene Ontology annotation, cellular component: cytosol.
UAAAGUACGAAUGAGUUCUGAAAAUCACGCCACCACAUCAAACCGAUAUACGUUGCGCAAUCUGAUAACAGAACUCUUACAUAGCCUCGGAAAUAAGAAGAUUAUUGAGGAAUGUAUUCUCUAUAAUUGUAAAGUGCAGGAAAUUAUGAACCGAUUAAAGAAUGAAGGAUAUAAAGAGUUUUUUGACAGUGAGGAAUGUGAUAAUACUGCAAAGUGUCCUCAAUUCAUGGAUACUAAAUGCAUCGAAAUAGUUGAUUUAAGGAAAAGAUUAAAUAAAAUAAUUGCUAUGGAUACAAUGUUUUGUAGUUUCGAACUUGUGCGCUCAAAAAAUACUGAACUUUAUCAAAGUCUCUUUAAACAAUUAAAUAUACAUCAUCCACUUUUUUAUGCAAUAACGCUACAUACAAACGAUGAAACAGAAAGUUACAUACAGUACUUAGAUAUGUUUAAUGAAAUUCCGAAAAAUACGCUUUUACAUCUCAGAUCUAAUGAUUUAACUCGUAUCGACGUAUUAGCUAUAUUGAAGAAAGCAUUAGAUCAUGGUGUACGCAAUAUUUUUGUAUUAAGGGGUGAUUCUCCAAAUACAAAUGAAGAAUUCCCGCAUGCAGUAGAUUUAGUACGCUUUAUAAGGAGCCAAUUUGGCGAAACAUUUUGUAUAUGCGUUGCUGGUUAUCCAGAAAUGCAUCCAGAAUCAUCAUCUAAAGAAAUGGAUUUAUUUUACUUGAAAGAGAAAGUCGAUGCAGGAGCAGAUUUUAUAAUAACACAAUUUUUUUUUGAAGCUCAUGUAUUCAUUAAUUUUGUAAAUGACUGUAGGAAAAUUGGAAUCAGUGUUUUGAUUAUCCCAGGCAUAUUUCCAAUAUUCAGUUAUUCGUGUCUUGAAAAAUUGACCCAACAUUGUAAUGUUAAAGUACCUCAAAUUAUUUUGAAUGCUUUGCAUUCCAUAGAAGAUAAUGAAGAUCAAGUACGAGAUUAUGGAUUGGAAUUGUCUAUAGGUAUUAUAAAAACAAUUGUUGCAAGCAGAACUACUCGUGGGUUUCAUUUCUUUACGUUAAAUAAACCAUCGUUGUCAUCCGAAGUUUGUAACAAGCUUGGUAUUUUUAACACACUACUAUUUAAUGACGAGAGAAUUUCCACCGAUGAAUAAGCCAUUGAAUUAAAAAAAUUUGAGAAAGAAAUACAAAUAUAUAACAAAUACGUUACGUGCAUUUGUAUAUUUUAAUAUCGUAUAUUUUCUAUAAAUAUAUGUUAACAUGUAAUGAUGUAAUUUAGAUGUGACUACAUUCCUCGGCAAAUUAAAUUUUAUUUACCAGUGAUUGAAAUUCCCUAUAUCGGCAUAUUAUUGAAAUAUUAUAAUAUUCAAUUGAUUGCAAACAUUUUGCGGUCGUACGUUGUACGUGGCAGAUUGUACAUACAUCUUUAAUAUCAUGUAUGUAUAUGUAUGCAAA